CCGGAUACAUAGCAUUUGCUCCUCUUCACUACGCCGUGCACUUGUGGACAAGAUCAAUUGCUACCUCCAAAGACACGACCCGCGAGCCAUCAAACCAUGCAGUCUAGACGCUAGACCAACAUAACUGUCUAUAGUCAAGCCUAAAAUGUCAACUCGCGACAAGCGGCCAGCGCCCGGCCAGCCACGCCGGUCAUCGGGCGUGGCGCUGGGCGUCCUUGGCAUUAUGCUGCUGGCGUUCUUUGCUAUCGUUUUCAUGCUCGGGAGGCCGAGCUACCGGCAUCAGUUUGAGGAGUUCAUUCAUCACCCGUUCGACCCGCAUCCCAUUGGAAUCGACAAGCGGCACAAGGACACGACCCUGACUGAUAUCGACAUCGGCGCGGGGACAAAAGCAGUAACCUCGUCUACCACUACGGAGACGGAAAAGAAGUCCAGCGUGGGGACAGCUGCCACCCCCUCCCCCUCGCCAUCGCCAUCGCCGAAGGCGGAGGAGAAGAAGGUGGAGGAGACGAAGGUGGAGGAGAAGAAGGCGGAGGAUAAGCCUAAGGAAGCAGCCGUAGCUAAGGAGAGUGGGGACGAUGAGGACGACGACGGCAAGAUAACAGAGCUGGACACCCAGUACAAGCCCACCCGGGAGAUGGUGCAAAAGAUCGCCCAGAACGGCUACCUAAUGGUGACCUGGGCCAACUUCCACUACUUUGACUUUGUCAAGACCUGGGUCAAGCACGUGCAGCGCGUGGGCGUUACCGGCUACAUCGUAGGCGCCAUGGACGACCACCUGCUGCGCGAGAUGAUCAAACUCGAAUACAACUGCUUCAGCAUGAAGUCGGGACUGACUCUGGGAGAUUUCGGCUGGGGCUCGGCGACGUUCGCGAAGAUGGGGCGCGAGAAGAUCCGGCUGAUCAGCAUCUUCCUGAAGCUGGACGUGCACGUGGUGAUCGCGGACGUGGACGUGCUGUGGCUGCGCAACCCGCUGCCGUACUUUGAGCGCUACCCCGAGGCCGACAUCCUCACCUCCUCCGACAACAUGGCCAACACGGUGAAUGACGAGAGCCUGGAGAAGUGGCCGGACGCAGGCGCUGCUGCCAACAUCGGCAUUAUGCUGUUCCGCAAGAAGUCUCUUGACUUCGUGGAGAAGUGGAUUGAGAUCAUUGAGGCCGAUGACAAGGUCUGGGACCAGAACGCCUUCAACGACCUGUUCCGGAGGGGCGUGAAGCCGCUGGAGCCGCCCAACAAGAACCUGUUCCUGGGCUACGACGGCAGCCUCACCAUGGGCAUCCUACCCGUCUCCAUCUUCUGCUCGGGGCACACCAUGUACGUGCAACGCAUGGCGCAGCGCCUCAAGCUGGAGCCGUACGCGGUGCACGGCACCUUCCAGUUCAGCGGCACGCCCGGCAAGCGCCACCGCAUGCGCGAGUUCAUGCUGUACGACGACCCGCCCGAGUACUACGACCACCCCGUGGGCUUUGUCAGCUUCGACCUGGAUGGGCUGCCUGAGCUGCUCAAGACCGCCGGCCCCGCCACCGACGGCUUCGGCCUAGACAACGUGCAGGGCCACUUCAAGCUAGUGAACCAUGAGCUGCAGCGGCUGCGCCAGGGCUUCGCCAUCGCCUCUGUCAUCACCGGCCGCGCGCUGGUCGUGCCCGAGCUGUGGGCGGGGCUGGACCGCUGGUGGGCGCCGCACUCAGGUCGCAUCCCCGGCGCCCACUUCGACCUGCCGUUCGUGUGCCCGCUGGACCACCUGCUAGACCUGGAGAAUGGCAUGUUCCGCAAGUUCCCGGAGGAGCACUACGGCCCCUCCACCGAGUUCCGCGAGUACAGCUUCUUCAACAACAGCCGCAUGACCCCCGCCGUCCGCGACGACCGCGUGGUGGUGGAGGUGUGCGACACAGCCGGCGCCGCCGGCUGCAGCGACGGCUCCAAGCCGGCGCAGCUGGUGACGGAGGGCGGCGUGAAGAAGAUCAAGAUCGCGCCCUUCCUCAGCUCGGCGGAGCUGGCCACGGCGCUGUCUGACCCGGCGGUCAAGGGCGCCAAGGUGCUGCACUUCACAUCCAUGGCCGGAUUCAACUUCCCGCAGGCCUUCUCGGAGCCCGGCGCCGCCGCCCGCUUCGUGGAGCGCAUGAAGCUGUACGGCAGCAUCUGGUGCUGCGUGCUGGCGCACCCCGGCCACAUCCACUACGACCUGCUGUGGGACAUGCCGCACACCGACAAGUUCCAGCGCGUGUGGAACGGAACCUGGGAUACCAAGACCGGGCCGUAGGCGCCUAAGCGGCGGCAGCUUUGGGAGACCAAGACCGGGCCGUCGGCGGCGAGUGCUGCUUGGGCCCGUGUUGAUGAUCGUAUGGAGGAUGGGAGCCGUGGAUGGCAAACCUUGGGGUUGGUGAUCAUCUGGAGUGGUGAGGACAGAAAGGAUGGAAGCCAUUGCCCCGCAGCCGGGAGGAGGUGGAGGCGAGAGGAAUGGCGCGAACGCCAGGGCUGGAGGAGAGCGAGGAGCAGGGAAGCAUGUGGAGUGGGAGACAGAUGAGGCGAGCGCAUUGACUUCAUCGCAGUGGGGCAAGAUGACGUGCUCUGAGCAGGCACGUGUUCAGACAGGCGGGUAGGUAGGAAAUGAGGCAUAGGCAAAUGGUGUCAGUGAGGCACCGUUGCAGAUAGUGAGGGCACGGGACUGGAAGUGAGGCGAGAGCCCCUAAUUAUUGCGGCACGAUAAACAAGGGUCACCCGCAGGCGGCGGCAAGUGGCGGGCAGUGGACUCCGCCAGAGCCGCCUAACACGCGCGGCCAUGCGUCAGGGAUAUAGCACCGGCUCAAUUGUGGCAGCCUUAGGCAAGACGUGAUUUCAACAAUUAGAUGCUUACCGCGUAUGCGUGAUGAUCGUGUAUGUGCAUGCCAUGUUGUGCAUGCUUCUGUCGGGGUUGUGGCUGGCGGCCGUGGCAGGAGCGUGGGCCUGCUGUGCACGCGUGGGGGACGCAGUGGCCACGAGAUGCUGGUGGCUUCUGGGCCGCACUAGGCCCUACUAUGUAAGCCCCCUACCUAGCUUAUACAGUGCCAACAUGCAUGGAUGUAGGGUGCGAUGGGACUUGGUCAGGGACAUCGCUAACGCCGCUAGGCAGGGUUGGUGGGGCCACGGCUGCGCGGCAGUGCCUUGAUUGCACACGCCGGAAUGACGACAGCACGCCUGCACAUGUGCCGCGUCUCGCUUUGGCUCAACCAUUUAGUUGCCUGAUGACUGCAGUGUCCAGCGGCUUCACCCUUGCUUCCAUGUGAUGCAGCCCGGAUUCCGCUCGUGAGGUCGAAGAUCCGAUUGGGGUCCAUUCAGCAGCCCUACUUCAAUACACAUGUACCCGAAGGCGACAGCUCGCAUUGUUGCGGUGUGCAGACCCUGUGGCUGGCACAUCGUGAACGCUGCUAGAUGGUGUUAGCCACGUCGCACGAGUCAUUAUAGUCGCUGCGGCCAGCGUCGUCACCCCUGUGUGAUUCACUGGUGCGCACCAUGCGAUGCGGUUGUUCCAUCCAGGGGUGCCGGCACCAGGGCCCCUGGCCGGCACCCCUGGUUCCAUCCGCGAGGUCGUACACUCCGGUGGGGCCAAACACACAAUCACACAUGGGCCGCUGUCGCAGGUAGCGAGCUGGUUAGCCUGGCGACGCAGUGUCUCGUCCCUGACUGUGCACAACGGUGGAGACUGGAGAGGCACGAUACAUUACACUUCGCCCAAGCCGGCGUGUUCAGCCAGCUGCAGAGCGGGCUGCCCAGGACUCCAGAAGUAUUCCAGCCAGGGGGGGGGUAGAAAGCUCAGAUUCUUACCCCAUGCUCAAAAUUACAGAGCUUUAGGAGAGCAUUAUGCACGUACUUUUAAUUUUUUAAGGGGGUGUCUGGUGAGGAAGUUCUGGGCCGCCAAAGUUGGGGGGUCGGUCCUCGUCCCUGGGGGGUCCGCGGGUUUCGGGAGCGCAUCCUGGCAGAUUUCGGGAAGCGCCCCACAAGCAGAAUUAGGGGCCAAACGCAACAGUACGAGGCUCAUAUGUGCACGUUAUGACGUAAUAAGCACAAACAAAGCGUGGGAGGGCUAAGUUGCGCGUCCGGGCGUGGACAUGUCGAUACAUGUCUCCACAUUCAACACAUGCGCACUGACACAGCUGGGCUCUAAAGCGCUGGUGCGCAUGAGUUCACGUCUAACAAGGCUGCCGAUGCACAUUGUCCAUUCGUCACGCGGCAGAGAGUUGAGCGCGGGGUGGUCUGGGUCGAGGGGAUUUCCAUGGAUAGGAUCCCGCCCGCGACCGAAGUCUCAGAACAGGACCGCUGAUGGCACGGAGUGAUAGUCCUCGUCAAGAGGAGUCGAUUGACACCACUUUG
This is a messenger RNA of Chlamydomonas reinhardtii, 4344 nucleotides long. RefSeq lists its product as uncharacterized. Gene Ontology annotation, cellular component: Golgi apparatus. Lineage: Eukaryota; Viridiplantae; Chlorophyta; Chlorophyceae; Chlamydomonadales; Chlamydomonadaceae. The transcript is spliced from 11 exons. Bases 146 to 2257 code for a protein of 703 amino acids. Gene Ontology annotation, biological process: cell wall pectin biosynthetic process. Gene Ontology annotation, molecular function: arabinosyltransferase activity. The record is from RefSeq and is a predicted model, not a curated record.